AAGAGAAAGAGAGAGAGAAGAGAAGGACGAAGAGAUUGUUAAAGAAAUAGAGAAACUAAGGCAAGGGAGUGAAAGAUGAAGAGGGAAAGAAGUAAAAACCAAGAAGGAAGAAGGGAAAGAAAAGCGUUAAAGAAAGGGAUGUAGGGAGAGAACUAAUAAGGAGAUGGAGAUGAAGAAAGAAAGAAGAUUAAAAUAGAGAAAAGAGGAAGGAACGAACAGAAGUAGUGAAUAUAGUGGUAAACAUGAGAGAUGGGAAAAGGAGGGAGAGAUGGAGAGGAUGAGAAAAAGAAUGAGGAAAAUACAGAAAGGAAAAGCAAUGAGGAAGGAGAGCGGAAGAAUAUGGUGACUGGGAAGGAAGGAAAGAGACUGAAAGAGAAAAGAAAAAUAGAGGGGAAGGGAGAAAAAAGGGAAGAUAGAAAAUGAGAAGAUCGGGGAAGAGAAAAAGGGAUAAGGGGGGAAUAGAGGGAGCAGGGAUGAUAAAGGGAGAAAGAGCUAAUCAAGAUGGAGGAACAGAGGAAAAGGAAGACGGAAAGACAAAGGGGUAGAGGGGAUGACAGAAGGUGGGAAAAGGAAAGAGAAAUCGAAGGAAGGAGAUGGAGAAGAAGAAAGAGGGAAAUAAAAAGAAGGAUAAAGAGGAAAGAGAGAUGGAGUGAGAGUAUGGGGAAAGAGGAAUGAGGGUUAGAGAGAGAAGGAGGAAAGAGAGUGAAAAAGAGAGAGAGGGAGAGAGAAUGACUGAGAGAGAGAGAGGGAGCAGGGGAACACAGGAGGAGGGAUGUGUGGGAGGAGCGUUCAACCCACUUGGGUUCAUCAGGAGAAGAAAAUUUGUCACCUCUCAUUCAUUCACAAGUAAAUGUGAGAGAGAGACAGACAGACAGACAGGCAGGCAGACAGACUGAAAGAGAGAGAGAAACAUGAGAUAGAAAGAUAGACGGAAAGAGAGAGACACACACAGAGAGAGAAAUAGAGAGGAGAGAUACAGAUGGAGAGAGUGCAACAGAGAGAUUGAAAGAUAGAGAGAGAGACAGACAGACAGACAGAGAGAGUGGAUUAUUUUUGAGGACGGUGCCAACAUGGGAGCGGUGGUGGGCAUGCUGACCAUGCAGACCAAACAGAGACAGACCACCAGAGAUAAAGUGGAUGAUGAGUUGGAGAUGACCAUGGUGUGUCAUCGACCUGAAGGACUCGAUCAGCUGGAGGCGCAAACUAAUUUCACCAAGCAGGAGCUACAAGUCCUUUACCGUGGCUUUAAAAACGAGUGUCCGAGUGGAGUAGUGAAUGAGGAGACGUUUAAGCACAUCUAUGCUCAGUUCUUCCCUCAUGGAGAUGCCACCACGUAUGCGCACUACCUGUUUAAUGCUUUUGACACUGCGAAUAAUGGCUCCAUAAAGUUUGAGGAGUUUGUGAUGGGUCUGUCCAUUCUCCUGAGGGGAUCAGUCCAAGAGAAACUGGAGUGGACUUUUCAUCUGUAUGACAUCAAUCGAGAUGGAUGCAUCAGCAAAGAAGAGAUGACGGAGAUUGUGCAUGCCAUUUACGAUAUGAUGGGGAAGUACACGUAUCCUGCUCUGAAAGGAGACGUCCCCAAGCAGCAUGUGGAUGCCUUCUUCCAGAAAAUGGACAAGAACAAAGAUGGUGUUGUGACAUUGGAAGAGUUUAUCCUAGCAUGCCAGGAAGAUGAAACCAUGAUGAGAUCCAUGCAGCUCUUCGAAAACGUGAUGUAAAGCUCAGAGAGAGCAAGAGAGAUUGUGUAUGUGUGAAAGAGAAAACCAUAGAGAUGGAGGAAAAUAAAAUAUUUAAAUAUUUGCACAUGCUUUCUAAAAUGUUUACAUGUGAGCAUAGCUUAUGUGUAUGGAUCAACACUAUCACAGCGAGCAGCCUAUUAAGAUUAUGUACUGUAUCAAACUCUGAAAGAAGGCUGAUGAUCAGACGGACACCAUGGACUCCCUCCUUCCCUGAGAAAAAGAAGGAUAGCGAGCAUAUGAACCCCUAAUUCUCUCUACCGUUCUACAACUUAGCCAUAUGCUAACAAAGUGGGCACUUCAAACUUGGUGGAAAGUUUCUUUCUUAAAUGCUCAGACGUCUCCUAGCGUCACCUGCUUUUCACGUUAUAAACUCUUCAAAGUGUUACAAAUCAAACAGCAAACGUGAACUUGUACUGUAAAGGCCACAUUCAGGCUUUUGGCGCUAUGACUCGAGGACUCCAUCUAUCUGUGAAGGAGCUGAAUUGCAUCUAAAACACAGUGAUGUACUGUUUGCUGAGAGUUAUGCAUGUUUUAACCUUCAGCUACUUGAAUGUUGGCCGAUGUAAUAUAAUAUAUACAAGCCUCAUAUGUUUAUUUAUGCAUUAAAUGGUUAAAUGUUUUCAUUAUUGCAUUUGGAAUCUGUAGAAAAUGUUUGGAUGUCUUGCCUUGUUGUGUAUUUAUCGCAUUGCUUAUGGUUAUUCCAGUUUGUUUUCAGUUUGUCCUGUUAUGUGUCUGUCCUCUCAAUGACCCCAUACCAUUCAUGCUAAAUCUCUCUCUGUGUGUGUGUGUGUGUGUGUGUGUAUGUUUGUGUGUGUAUGAAGGUAAAGUGUUAUCAUCAGUUUCACCUAAUGACAAUCCAGCUCAGUAUUUUUUCAUUCAUUUUCAUCAAAGACAAAAAAUGUGCAUAAAUUAUUUUAUGUAUAUCAUUAUUAAUAAAUCAUAACAGAAAGGAAAAUAGCCACACAAGGAGAUAUAUAGUGAGACCGACGGAUCUGAAGAACCUCCUAAUGCUGUGUAAUGCUCCGUCUUACUUAGAUAUUGGAAUAAAAAAUUUGUGAACAUCUUUAAAA
This is a messenger RNA of Ictalurus furcatus (blue catfish), 2809 nucleotides long. It is a transcript of the gene kcnip1b, whose product is annotated as Kv channel interacting protein 1 b. Bases 1071 to 1718 code for a protein of 215 amino acids. Gene Ontology annotation, biological process: regulation of potassium ion transmembrane transport. Gene Ontology annotation, cellular component: voltage-gated potassium channel complex. Lineage: Eukaryota; Metazoa; Chordata; Actinopteri; Siluriformes; Ictaluridae. The record is from RefSeq and is a predicted model, not a curated record. Gene Ontology annotation, molecular function: transmembrane transporter binding; calcium ion binding; potassium channel regulator activity. The transcript is spliced from 8 exons.